AUGAUUGUUAUAUCUUGGAAUGUGCGGGGCUUGAACAGUGGCCCUCGACAAAAAGUUGUUCAUGAUUUGGUUAGGAAUCAAUCUCCGGAUGUUCUUUUUCUUCAGGAAACUAAGCUUUCCGUGGAGAGUAUGGUGAAUAUGGUACCUAAGUUGUGGAAGUAUGGUGAGUGUCAGUGUGUUGGAGCUCAUGGUGCGUCUGGGGGGGUGGCUUGCUUAUGGAAUCCACAGAGGAUUAGCCCUCUCUGGUGGUUGUCUUCAAGAUCGGCUGUUUCGUUGGUGGCCUCUUGCUCGGUGACUGGAGAAUGUAUUCUCCUCUUGAAUGUGUAUGCACCUGUUGAGUAUCAGGGUAAACAGCUUCUUUGGUCUCAUCUUCGAUAUGUUCGUAGCCUGGCUCCUUUCCACCCAUGGAUUCUGGCUGGGGAUUUCAACGCUAUUGUGGAGUUGUCUGAGAAAAGGGGUGGAAUUGCUCGAUUGGAGCCUUCUGAUUUGCUUCUCAGGGAUAGCAUUUCUGAUCUAAAUCUUAUGGAUGUUCAACCCAGUAAUGGUCGUUUCACUUGGAAUAAUAGGCGAACUGGGGAAGACUGUGUUGCUGAGAGGCUUGACCGGUUCUUGGUCUCUUGUUACUGGCUUAUGUGGUUACGGGACACUACUCUUUUCGACCAAGUGGGUGUGUGGUGGAGGAUUGGUAGACCUGCUUUUGGUACUGCAAUGUAUAUCUUUGCUAAGCUUCUCCAAUUUGUCAAGUAUCAGCUUAAAAGGUGGAAUCGUUGGUGUUUUGGCAAUAUUUUUCAUGAUAAAGUUGUUGCCCAAGAAGAGUUAAAUAAUGUUACUAGACUGAUUCGGGAGAUUGCGGUUACGGAGGAUCUUUUGAAAGAAGAGGCUAGAACUUUGAAGGUGGUAGAGGAAUGUGAGUUACGUGAGGAGAUAUAUUGGAAGCAAAAGGCUCGGAUUGACUGGUUGCAGGAAGGGGACAAAAAUACUGCUUUUUUCUUUAACUCUGUGAAGGCUAGGAGGCAUGGUAACUCUAUUUCUGUGCUAGUAAAUGACAGAGGGGACCGUAUUGUCUUGUUUCAGGAAAUCAUGACUGAAGCUUCUCAGUAUUUUGCUACUCUUUUUAAAGAGGAUUCUCAUGGAGGUUCGGUUGAGGAGGAACAGGUUCUUUCGUGUGUCCCUCAAUUGGUCUCCAGGGAGGCGAAUGAGGAUCUGAUGAGGGAGAUUUCUCUAGAGGAGCUGGAGGAGAUUGUGUUUUAG
This is a messenger RNA of Cryptomeria japonica (Japanese cedar), 1251 nucleotides long. RefSeq lists its product as uncharacterized. The record is from RefSeq and is a predicted model, not a curated record. The coding region runs from base 1 to 1251 and encodes 416 amino acids. Gene Ontology annotation, biological process: DNA repair. The transcript is spliced from 2 exons. Lineage: Eukaryota; Viridiplantae; Streptophyta; Pinopsida; Cupressales; Cupressaceae. Gene Ontology annotation, molecular function: endonuclease activity; DNA binding.